Messenger RNA from Closterium sp. NIES-67, 2974 nucleotides. The record is from the annotation of a GenBank genome assembly. NCBI's taxonomy places the organism in Eukaryota, Viridiplantae, Streptophyta, Zygnematophyceae, Desmidiales, Closteriaceae.
CUGAAACUUCAAUUUCCGGAACCAACUCAUAGCCUCCGAUUCAGCCUUCUCGAAAAAGUAAUCAAGCUCAGGUAGUCGUCUCUAGGUAGCGACGUCUGUCUGUAUGUAGUGAAUGCGGCUGCGAUUGAAGCCGACCGUCCGAGGACACUCGGUCGCUUGGUCGCGAAUCCAUUCGCAUUCGAUUGCAACGCAUUUCUCUGGUUCUCAGUCUGACUUUUAGUCACGAUUCUAGGAGUGAGCCGCGUAAAUCGCUCUCUCUUCACAACGUCGUGAGCGAGCCGCCUCCCUAAUUAAGAAUAAGGCGUCCUCCUACUUCGUCAUACACAGGUCCAAAUUCUUUUGAACCUCCUUGUUGCCAUUUGUCAAACCAGAUGGUCUUGGGAAGAACCAUUCACUAACGACUGUUGCAGCUCGAUCCUCAUUGACCGCUGACUAUAGCUAUUUAGUGCACGAGAACCCCGUGAUUUGAUUAUUGUCGCAUGGAUGAUGCUCGAGCCGACUGGAGCUGAAUCUGGGAGGAUUUGAGGAGCCCAGGCCUGACAUAUCGCGGAGAAAAGACGUGACCGCUCUCAUCAUCGCACUUGACCCCUCACCACCCCAUUUGACGGCCGACACUUCGUCCACAAGGCCUCCUAUUCACGCGCUCAUCUUAGCCGUCGAUCUCCACCGCUGGCUCCUCAGAUCUUCGGCUGUGCUCCGCCAUGCUCCUCGUCUCGUGGCUCAACUCGCUGCGGCGAUGCUUCGGCACGCCGUUCCUCGUCCUCGUCUUCAGCAUCUACUGGGCGCAGGGCUUCCGCGCCUUCCCCUGGACGGCCAUCAGCAUUCUGGUGAAGGACCAGCUCAAGCUGGGGCCAGCAGCAGCGCAGCUCAUGACCUCCACGGCCUACAUGCCGUGGAGCGUUAAGCCCCUCUAUGGUAUUUUAUCGGACUGUGUGCCUAUACGGGGCGCCCGGCGCAUCCCCUACAUAGUCAUCGCCAACGCCCUCUCCCUGCUCUCCUGGCUCGCCCUUGCCUUCGUCCCUCGUCUCGCCGCCUCCCCUGCGCCCUUCACGCUGCUGCUCGUGCUGCAGAACGUGGGGGCAGCCAUGGCGGACGUGGUGAUCGACGCUAUGGUGGCGGAAGCUGCAAAAGGAGACAAAGAGAGGUACGCAGGCGACCUGCAAUCCCUAUCGUGGUUCUCCAUGGCUGCUGGCGGUGUGGUGGGGAGUCUCCUAGGCGGCCCGGCUUUAAAGACGCUGCGGCCGCACGGCAUGUUCGCCCUCUUCGCCUUCUUCCCGCUGUCUCAGCUCGCCAUGUGCCUCGUCUCGUCUGAGAGGAAACUCCUAGGGGGGACUGGGAGUGAAGAGGAGGAGCAGGAGGAGGGAGAGGAAGGAGUCGAGGCAGAGGAGGGAGUGGAGGAGGAGGAACAAGAAGGAGAGGAGGAGGAGGUGGAGGAGGGAGGGGGGAGAGAGAAGGGUGGGAAGGAGGCGGGCGAAUGCCUAGGUCUGGCUGGGAAGGCGAAUAUUGGAGUGAAGGGGGCAGAAGAGACUGGGUUUGGAGACAGAGAGAAGGCUGUAGCAACUGCUGGUGAGGCCAGGCAACAAGAGGAGAGUUUUCCCACUCAUAGUGCCAUUACAAGUCAGCAGCAAGGGGACAGCAAGAGCGAGGAGAGCAUUGGGUUGGAGGAAUGGGAGGAAGUGGAGUCGGACCCUCAGGACCGAGCAGGUCGAGAAAGGGGUACUGCUCAUCUGACGGAGGCUGGUUCUCAGGCGCCUCUAAACGAUGCAGCUAAAGAAACGAAGGUGUCUUCGUGUACAGAAGAGGAGGAGGGGGGGGGGGAAGGCUAUGGAGGGGAGGAGAUGGGGAGGGGACGCAGAGUGAGACACAUAGGAAUGGUGGCCUGGGUUUCGGUGCAGGGGAGGAGGGAGGAGUGAAGAAGAGGGGUGCUGGGAGUGGUGAGGCAGAAGGGAGGAGCGUUGGGCUGAGACAGAGGAGAGGUGGUGGUGGGGGCCAGAAGGAAACGAGUGAGGACGGGAAGGGAGCGGGAGCAGAGGAGCAGAAGAGGAGUCAAGGGGGAAGGCGGGGAAGGCGAGCACCGGGGUUGUGGAGGAAGGUGGUGCAUGUGGUAAUGGCUCUGUGGCGCGCUGUCAUGUCUCCUGACAUCUUCUGGCCCAUGGCGUGGUUCAUGGCAUCAUGUGCAGUCGUCCCCACGCUCUCCUCCUCGCUCUUCUACUUCCACACCAACCACCUGCACCUCGACCCCUCCUUCCUUGGCUCCACCAAGGUCGUCGGCUGGGCAGGGCUCAUGCUGGGGACCCUGCUGUAUAAUACCCGCCUCAAAUACGUCCCGAUUCGACGAAUCUUCAUGUGGGUGCACAUUCUGAUGGCGCUGUGCACGAUUGCCGACACUCUCCUCACCUCCCGCCUCAACCUGAGGCUUGGUAUCCCCGACCCUGUGUUCCUGCUGGGCUCCGCUGCUGUGUCCGAUGCUGUCAAUCAGUUCAAGUUCAUGCCGUUCCUCGUCCUCUCGGCCCGCCUGUGCCCCCCUGGAAUAGAGGGCACGCUUUUUGCCCUCUUCAUGUCAGCGUACAACUUUGGUAACACGCUCAGCGGUUACAUGGGCGCCACUCUCGCCACGGAGCUCGGCAUCACCGCCACGUCAUUCGACAACCUGACACUUGGCGUAACGAUACAGGCCUUUUGCACGCUGCUGCCGAUUGUCUUCCUCCGAUGUGUCCCUGCUAACAUGACUGGUGUUGGGGAUGAAGGGAAGCAAGUAGUGCGUGUGGUGAAGGAACAACCGGAGCAUGGUGAGGAUAGAAAGGGGGAGGGUACGGGGUCAAAGCGUUUGAAAGAAGCAUGAGAUGGCGAUAUGGGCUGUGUGUUUUCCACCCCAUUUCAUCAUUAUAUAUAAGCAAUUGGAUUGAAUAUUGCUGUAACUUCGUCAUUACAGUUGCAUAUUCUUCGUUUAUACCCCUUCUGCUACAUGACGGUU